Messenger RNA from Jatropha curcas, 531 nucleotides. RefSeq lists its product as uncharacterized. The record is from RefSeq and is a predicted model, not a curated record. NCBI's taxonomy places the organism in Eukaryota, Viridiplantae, Streptophyta, Magnoliopsida, Malpighiales, Euphorbiaceae.
UUCUUAUUUUUCCAUGAACAUUAGCUUUCUUUCUUCCUCCUCUCGAUUCAUCUCUUAUCAACCAGCCCUAAAAGAUUGACCUUGAAGAGGUCAAUUUUUCUGGGAUAUCUUUUAACCAUGAGUCUUAAUUGUCUUGCUUGCCAAAACAUGCAACGAAAUAAUUCCGGUACAGAGUAUGAUCGAGAAACAACUAGUGAAAAACUAUGUUGUUUACCGGUGGAAAGAAGCUGGUCAGGAAACUUGGGCUCACCAACUUAUGAGAAAAUUGGCAAAAGUUCUAUGCCAAUUGCAAAGAAGAUAAAGAAGGAACAUCGUCGUUUAAAUAGUACAGGAAUAUUAGGAUUCAAGGGAAUUGAUGAACCAAAAUUAGUGAGGAGCUCUGGAAUGAGAAGAGAUUGGAGCUUUGAAGAUUUGAAGGAGAGGGAUGAGGAGAGAAAGGAAAGGAGAAGAUAAUAAGAUAUGGUAAGGUUGCAUGUGCCAUGCAUGAAACAAUAGUCCUUUAUCUUUUUUUUUUUUUUUUUUUUUUUUUCA